Molecule: messenger RNA, 804 nt
Organism: Knipowitschia caucasica
Lineage: Eukaryota; Metazoa; Chordata; Actinopteri; Gobiiformes; Gobiidae
Source: the annotation of a GenBank genome assembly
AUGAAACUCGGUGAAAGUCCAUGGGAGAAAGUUUGUUUCAGCGGAGACCUCCCCCUGAAUAUCAGAACAAAACUGUGUGAGGAGCUGGGCUGCGAAGGACCCACCGACCGCAAUGGCCUCUCUGAGGUCCUCAAGUUGAAUUACAGUCUAGAGUCUUGCUCAAAGGACCAUCAACACAUCAAGUUCUGUCUGUCCAUGGACCAGUGCACCAAGCAACCAGCACAGCUCUACUGUAAAGGUUACGAGCCCCCGCUCCGCUCCUCUGGUCCCUCUGUUCUGGUCCCUGUGCUCCUCAGUUUGGGUUUGGUUCUGACUCUUGUCAUCGGAGGAUACUUCCUGCUGAGGUUUUACCUCCGACGCAACAACACUUCUAUCAAGCAGCUUCUGCCUCUAACAUGUGCGUCUGCGGCCAUGUUCCCAAAGCGUGUGGAAGAAGACUUUGAAAGUGGAGAAUAUGAAGAUCCUCCAAACCUGUCCAAAGACAUCUUUGCCCACGAUGAUGCCUUGGCUGUAGGGGGCGCCGCAGAGAAAAUGUCUUCUUCUUUGAGUUAUGACAACGUGGACGAUCUCACGCAGCAACUGACCAGUGGAUCUCCCGAACACCAGGAAGACUCAGAUCAGGACAGUUACGAUGACAUCGACGUCGUUGUCCAGACGACAGCAGAGAUCCAUCCUCAGCAUCCUCUGGGGGGAGGAGGGGGAGGAGAGGGAGGAGAGGGAGGAGGGGGGGAAGGGGAUGGGGAAAGUGCAGACCUGAUCCCGGGGGAGGAUGAUUACCUGGUGCCCCCUGGAGGUCAGCCUUGA